AUGGAGUUCCUCCCCGUCCUUCAAAACAACUUCGACGAGCUAAAGCCCUCUCUCUUCGAACUCCUCUCCGAGCACCAACUCGCCGCCCUCCUCCCCCCCUCCCUCCGCUACCUCCUCGCCCUCGCCACCCACCGCCACCCGCGCUACCUGAUCCGGAUCCUCAACUCCUUCGACGAAGUCUACGCGCUCCUCUCCCUGCUCGUCGAGCGCCACUUCCUGCUCACCUACGGCGGCGGCUUCACCGAGAACUUCUACGGCCUGAAGCGCGCGCGCGUCCUGCGCGUCAAGGGCGGCGAGGUUCCGCGCGCACAGCUCGGCGCCGCUGACGCUGUCAGGGAGAGUCUGAAGCUGGGCAGGGGAGAUGUCUGGAGGAAUCUGGCGGUCAUGGUCGGGGUGCCGUACCUGAAGCGGAAGCUGGAUGAGGGGUACGACGUGCACGCCGCGCAUGCAAACGUGCUGGGGUUUCAGCGGCGGGACGAGCUUAGACCGGGUGCGAGUGUCAGCGAGAGGCUGUUGUUCUACUACAAGUGGUUCCUGCGCCGCAUCUAUCCCAGCAUGAACGCGGCGUACUAUUUCAGCCUGUUGGCGUUUAAUCUGGCAUACCUGUUCGACGGCUCGAAGUUUCACUCGCCGUGGCUGUGGCUUGUGGGCACGAGGAUGAGGCGGAUGGGGCGCGCGGAUUAUAAGGCUAUUGAAGCGGCUGCGGCGCCGAAGAUUACUGCGGCGAGGGCGGGCGCGAGACCAGGAAUGGGGGGGUCGGUGUUCAAUCCGAGGGUUAUGGCGGGGGUGGUGUACCCACGGCUGCUGUCGAGUCUAAGGAUUCUGCUGCCGACGUCGAUCUUUGCGCUCAAGUUCCUCGAGUGGUGGCACGCGUCGGAUUUCGCGAGGCAGCUGUCGAGGAAGGCGGCGGAGGCGCUGGAACUGCCGCCGCCGGUGGUGUCUGGGCUACCGGCGCCUGCGAGAGCUACGAGGAAGGGAGAGAAGGAUUCCGCAGACUUCAAGACCGACCCUGAGAAGGCCACCAAAUCUUCCUCCUCGCUACCGCCCAAUCCGCCAAUCUCAUCCCUCACCAACCUUCCAAUCCUCACAGUUCCCUAUCCCGUCCCCUCGGACUCCUCGCCGCCAGAUACGUCCCUUUGUCCGAUCUGCACCUCCCCGAUUGUUAACCCUACCGCUGCGCCCUCGGGUUACGUCUACUGCUACACCUGUAUCCACAAGUGGGUGGAUGGAACGCACGAGCGGCAGGUUGCGUUCAUGGAGGGCGGUGGUGGUGAAGAAGGGUGGGAUGAUGAAGGGAGUCGAGAGGGAAGGUGGGAGAGCGGGAAGGAUAGGGAUGCGGUUACUGGGCGGCGGCUGUUGGGUGGGACGAGCGGGUUGAGGAGGGUGAUUAUAUAG
Messenger RNA from Coniosporium apollinis CBS 100218, 1395 nucleotides. RefSeq lists its product as uncharacterized. Gene Ontology annotation, cellular component: peroxisomal importomer complex; peroxisomal membrane. The record is from RefSeq and is a predicted model, not a curated record. Gene Ontology annotation, biological process: protein monoubiquitination; protein import into peroxisome matrix. The coding region runs from base 1 to 1395 and encodes 464 amino acids. NCBI's taxonomy places the organism in Eukaryota, Fungi, Ascomycota, Dothideomycetes. Gene Ontology annotation, molecular function: protein binding; zinc ion binding; ubiquitin-protein transferase activity. The transcript has 2 exons.